AUGGAGGUGCUGGCGCUCGCGGAUCACCUCGGCGACGACGCCAUUGCCCGCCGUGCGCAGUGCAUCCAAAAUGAGAUAGAAACAAAACCGGGGUCACACCCUUUCGACGAGGUUCUUGCCUUGUGCGACUAUCCCCAUCUUCUAGAACAGAGUGAAACUAAUUCCUUAUUCAGAGGCUGGGGAGUGAGCAUGUCAGAUCUGAAGAAGCAGCUGGAUGAUGCCCGAUCAAUGGGUGUCGUUGUGAGGGGACUUGUGGUUAUAAAUCCAGGCAACCCUACUGGACAUGUUCUUGCGGAGGAAAAUCAGCACGAAAUUGUGGAUUUUUGUAGGAAUGAAGAUCUUGUUCUUCUAGCAGAUGAGGUUUACCAAGAAAAUAUUUAUACAGAUGAGAAGGAAUUUCACUCUUUCAAGAAAAUAACACGGUUCAUGGGGUACGGCGAAGGAGACAUAUCUUUAGUGUCCUUCCAUUCGGUUUCUAAUGGAUAUUAUGGUGAAUGUGGGAGAAGGGGAGGCUACAUGGAAGUUACUGGCUUUAAUUCUGAAGUAAAGAAACAAGUGUACAAAGUUGCAUCCCUAAGCUCAUGCUCCAACAUCUCUGGCCAGAUCCUCAUGAGCCUAGUCAUGAACCCACCACAGGUUGGAGAUGAGUCAUACACCUCUUAUCAGGCAGAAAGAGAUAGCAUCCUGUCAUCUUUUGCUCGCUGUGCAGAGGCCAUGGUGUGCACAUUUAACCAGCUGGAAGGGGUAACUUGUAGCAAGGCUGAAGGAGCAAUGUUUGUUUUCCCUUCAGUUCGUCUGCCAAAAAAGGCAAUUGCAGCUGCUGAGGAAUGUAACACACAGCCAGAUGCCUUCUAUGCUCUCCGCCUUCUUGAAACCACAGGGAUCGUUGUUGUGCCAGGUUCUGUUUUUGGACAAAUGCAUGGCACAUGGCAUUUCAGAUGCACAGUCCUGCCACAGGAAGAGAAGUUACCACUAAUCAUCUCCCGUUUCAUGGCGUUUCAUGAAGUGUUCAUGGAAGAAUUUCGCGACUAA
Molecule: messenger RNA, 1032 nt
Organism: Miscanthus lutarioriparius
Lineage: Eukaryota; Viridiplantae; Streptophyta; Magnoliopsida; Poales; Poaceae
Source: the annotation of a GenBank genome assembly